GCCUCUCAGCUGUCUGAACAUCUUUCCUAGAACUUUGGCCUGAACUGCGAAGUUCAUUCAGCAUUUACAUCUUCAUUUGCAUUCUGCUGCUGACAAAGAGAGGGAAAGUAGGGAUUCCUUUAGCAUAAUGAGCUCUCUCUUUCUCUGUUUCUUACUUCUCUUGCCUUCUAUGGCAGCGUGGAAUAAGGAAAUUUUCGUCUCACCGCAUGGUAACGACUCGUGGAAGUGUAGACGAGAUCAUCCUUGCAAGUCCAUCGACCGCGCUUUCGGAGAAGCUUUGAAUGGAAGCGGUGCCAAUUCAACACGAAUUCUAGUAAAAAGCGGAAAUUACACCAUGGCAAAGAGCUUCAAUUUCACAAGAGUGGAUACCUUUGCUCUUGCCGGCGAUGAGGACGGCAAGGUAAGAAUUACUUGCGAGCCACACGCAAGCAUUUCGUUCGUUCUUUGUGAAAAUAUUAUUUUCGAAAGAAUACAGCUACAAAGAUGUGGCGGAUGGCGAGAAAGUCCCGUCGGAGCAAACAAUUCGGCUCCUCUAGGACCCAAGGGUAACCGAGGUGUUCUCUUCAGGACCGUAUUGGAUUUUCGAUAUUGUAGAAACGCGCGAUUCACCAAUGUUGAGGUGUCAAACUCGCCAGGGGUUGGAAUAAACUUCUUCAAUGUUGGAGGCGUUUUGAACUUAACGAACUGCGUAUUAGCCGACAAUAAAGGGGCAAACUCCAGCAACUCAAACGGGGCGCUACAACGAUUCAUAGGGGAUGGAUAUGUGCUUUCAGGAGGUGGGGUUAUUUUAACUCUCAGCAAGUAUGGAGACAAUGUUUUUAAUGUCACACCAAGCCAACACGACUCGUUCCAACACAACAACAGCUAUAUCUUCUCGCACUGCACUUUUCUCGGAAAUGAAGCGUUUGGAUGGAAUAUAAGUAAGAUAUACGAUCAAAAGAAGGAUCCCGGUAGAUCAGAAUUUAGCUUAGGUGCAGGUUUGGCGAUAAAUUUUAAAGGCAAUGCCAGUGACUGCCAAAUUCAAAUUCAGUUUUGCUCAUUUAUUGGCAAUAAGGCUGUAUGGGGAGGAGGUCUAAACAUCAAAAUAAGAGAUGAGGUGAAAAGUAAUCAUUUCAUGAUCACGAACACCUCAUUUUGUGACAAUUCUGGGAAACUCGCCGGCGGGGGAGUUCGGAUUGGCAAUUUACAAACACGGGCUACAGUGAACUCUAAGAAUACGUUUAUCUUUGAUAAGAACUGUACAUUCACAAACAACGAAGCCAUUUGGGGCGGUGGUAUGUCACUGUAUGGAAGAUCUAUAUGGGGUUCUGUCAACACGAAGACUCCAUUCAUGGCGAAGUUCAACCUUUGUAUCUGGCGUGACAACCGAGCAACAGUAGGAUCCGCAAUAGCAGUCAUGCUUGAUAGAAAACAGGAAGUCCAGAUUGAACCGGGAAUUCCCUUUUCGAUCAGCUUCAAAGACUGCACGUUUGCAGGGAACCAAGUUGUCGCUUUAGAUGAAGGCGUUAUGAUAGGAGAAGGCGCGUUGUACAGCGAUGGAGUAACCCUUAACUUUCAAGGGAAAACUUUGUUUAUAAACAAUACGAACACGACAUUGUCCUUGGAUGGGUCGGUGGCAAAGAUAAACGAUCAUGUGGAAUUUAUGUAUAAUAGAGGUUACAGAGGAGGGGCCAUAGCAAUGCGUGGUUAUUCUAAAAUAAUUUUCCAGAAGAAUUCUAACUUAUAUUUUUACAAAAAUUCGUGUGAACACAAGGGAGGAGCAUUGUACAUUGAAACUCCUGGAUCCCCAAUGGUGGCCUUUAACGCAACUGGCGUGGACAUUCAUGACUGCUUCUUCGGAUACGAAGACGAACAAAAAGACUUUCAAAACUGGGAAACAUCUGUACUUUUCGAAGGCAAUGAAGCAGUCGAUGCUAAAAAAGGAAACUCGGUAUAUGCAACAACUCUUCAGAACUGUCGGCAGCCUGGUGAGUCUCCGAACAACAACAAAGUGCUGAAAUGGAAAUUUAUUCAUUUCAAAACUUCAGAUGGUAAGAAUUCCUCGAGAAAGGAAGAGGUAGCAACUGAUGCUGUAGACAUACUUUUUGAUCGAAAAGAUUGGGAAGUUGCUCCAGGAGAAGUGUUCAAUGCAAAGGUCCAGUUAGUGGACGAGAUAAACAACACCGUCGUUGGAAUUGUGAACAUUCAUAUCGAUAGUCCUGAUAAAGCAAAACCAGUUAAACUUGGCACAACCUCUUCGGUCUUUCUCACUGACGGAAGCAUAUCUUUCCUUAGUCUGGCUGGAGAGCCCGGGAGUGCGUUCACGGUGGUUCUGCACUACAUGGGAAGAGAAUUAUUACAGGAUAAAAUAAAAAACGUCUCUUUGCAGGGUUGCCACCCUGGCUUUGUUUAUGACCGAUCCGUUCAGAGUUGCAUUUGUAUGAAAUCACCAGGAAUAAUACGGUGUGACUUACACGAUAAAAAGACUGUUUACCUGAAGAAAGGCUAUUGGGCGGGGAAAGUAGACCAUCAAUUCACAACACAUCUCUGCCCAGAUGGAUACUGCACCACUCUGAAGUCCAUAUUUCCAGCUGAGUACAAAUAUAACGGAACGGUGUGUAAAUAUGGCAGAAACCAGACAAGUGUGCUCUGUGGCCAAUGCAAACCUGGUUACACUGUCAUGUUCGCGAGCGAACAAUGUUCAUCCGAUUGCACUAAUCGAUGGCUAUGGAUGAUUAUUGUCUAUCUAAUGGCCCUUAUCGCAGUAAGUUUUUUUGUGUUGUUGGUUAAUCCGAAUCUGUCAGGGGGACACCUAAAUGCUUGUUUGUACUCAUACCAAAUUAUGAAAAUACUUCCCCCAGAGGGGUUUAUUUUCGAUCCUUUCAUUGAAUUUCUUACUGCAUUGAGUAACAUUCAACUAGGAGUUGGAAAAGGCGUUUGUUUUGCGGCUGGUUUAAGCAAUGUUGACAAGUUAGCCAUAUCGGCUCUCUUUCCAAUCGCUGAAAUACUUCUCAUAUUGCCUUUGUUAACCUGGGUGUUAAUUAAAACUUGGAAAAGGUUCUUGGACUGGAUAGUCAAUAGACUGGAAGACAGAGAGCGUUGUUUCUGUAGAAACGUACUUGUGAGAUGGCUGAGGUUCUUGUCAGAUUCAUUCGAAAGGCGCAUAGAAAAUGGGUUUGACCAUGCCUACUGCACCAUCGUCGUAUUGUGCUAUGUCGACAUAACCAACAUUGCACUGCGUCUCUUGCAUUUCGUCCGAGUUGGUGGGCGGUGGGUGUUGUUUGAUGAUGGCAAUGUUGAAUUCUUUGACAGCGUUUGGCACGGUAUAUUCGUAAGCGGCGCUAUUCUCCUUAUGCUGUUCGUCCUUUAUAUCACGUUGAGACUUGCUAUCUACCCAGCUGAGUCAAACUUACGACUAGAAACUUUGCACGCUUGUUUUAAGCCUGGAUAUCGCUCUUUUGUGGCUUAUUACCUUGUGUGUCGACUGGUCCUCUUAGGAAUAAACACUUUCAUGCGCACUAGUGCUUUGAAAGCCUCGUUGUUGCUGUUCUUUUGCAUUUUCUUCAUGUUUGUCGUUGCAACCGUGAGACCGUACACAGAGAGAAACCAUGGCGGCAAUAGAAAUGAAGCUCUGCCAAGGACGACGCAAAGUGGUAACAGGACGGAAAAAAGACAAAGAUCUAGAGGAGCAAGUCGGGGCAUCAGUAAAACACCGGCCUCUGACAAAGAACUAACUCGUGUAGGUGCAGUUGUCAACGAAGUAGAAGAAGAACAAACAGAAGCAAAUGAAGGUAACCCUGAAGGAGAACAAAAUCUAGGUAGAGGCGUGGCAGAAAAUUCCCAACAAGCAGCAAAUCAUUACACUGCGCCUAGCGAUGAAGGAGAAGAAGCAGAGAGACCUGAUGACCAAAAACAAGAGGAAGGGGGUCAAAGAAAUGCUGGUCAAGAGAUAAUGGAAAACUUGUACAUCAACGAGUCUGACCUUGUGAUCUUAAUGACGCUGAGUGCCAUUGCAGUUUUCAGUAUUCCCACCAACAUAGAUGUCUCUGAAUCUACAAGACAUCGUCUGCAGCAGUUUGUAAGGAUUUUGGCAUAUGUCCCGCUGGUUAUGGCAUUGCUUCCAUACAUGCUCUUUUACUUACGACGCCAACUACAGUGUUAUCGCCAUAAGAGAAGGGAGCAUCAUGGGGAACAUCAUUUCUCUCAGCGACAUGCACAGGAUAUAUCACCUGUGCCACCUUCCUGUGUACCUGAGCGUAGCGCCAAACGACAGGAUGAUCGUUUGGAAGAGCAAACUCCUCUGAUAGGAAACAGAGAAGACACAGAUUCUGACCACCGCACAAAAUUUUAUACAGCCCACUCGAGCCCGCCCAUUUCUUCGCUUCCUAUGUAAGCAAGUUGCCGGAGAUGAAAUGGUACUUAGCUGCCAAUUCAAGAAGCUGACGUUUCACUGAUUUGGAUUAAAGAAGAAUUGAACUAGUUUCUAACUGACCAAAAAAAAUUCGGCUUUUGACUCCUUGAUUCUUUACUAAUACUUUGUUGUUUUGGGGGACACUUACAGUCUGUUUUCCUCUAUAAUAGUGAUUUCACUUCAACCAAAAAGAAACUGUCUGGUGAUCAGAAUUAUUUCAUUUGCAAUCAGCGAUCUAUUAUAGCAUGCGUGGCACAGUUAGAGAUAAAACUUUUAUUUGGGACUGAUCAUUAAUUGUUUUUAUGUCGACAUGACUCACUAGAACCUGCAUUAUAACAUAACCAAAGUAAAGCGCGCGCUCUGAUUGGUCAAAUUAGCGUCCCCCAUUUGCCCAUGGGUG
Molecule: messenger RNA, 4790 nt
Organism: Stylophora pistillata
Lineage: Eukaryota; Metazoa; Cnidaria; Anthozoa; Scleractinia; Pocilloporidae
Source: RefSeq, a predicted model, not a curated record